AUGUCGGAUGAUCCGCCCCGUUCUCCCGGGAGAACAGCUUCGGGCCAUCCCCGCAAACCCCGGACAAAGAGCUUCUCGGGCUGUUGGACUUGUCGUGCCAAGCAUGUGAAAUGUGACGAAGCCAAGCCCGAAUGCAAUCGCUGUCAAAAGGCCGGUAUUGAGUGCGAGGGAUAUGGAGUCAGGAUAUCGUGGGCUUCGGUGAGGAAUCCGACGACCUUUAGAAGAGGGAGGAAGAGAAAAGCUGCUGCGAGACUGCGCCAGUCAAGAGACUUGGAGUCCAUUGGGGAGAGUCUCUCUGAGCAAGAUGGCCAUUCGUCUAAUGGCCCAGAGAGUGACAAUGGUGACGGUCCUCCAAAUGAGGGACCUUCUGAUCUGCCGUCAGAAGACCAGUCGAACAAUACGCAAUUCUUUCUCGAUCAACACUUUCCUCUCGACCAAGGUCCUUUCACUGGUCAUUUGAACACCCGGAUAUUCCAUUCGUAUGAGCUUCUAGGCCAAGGCUUGACAACGGGUCCUCCAUAUGCCUCCCUUCAGCCUGCGCAACCUCAGCUUCCCAUGCUGCAACUGUUCGACCAGAACUCCAUUCCUCAAGACGACAUCAAUACCCAAAGCACGUCAACGCCUGUAAGCCUCGGCGAUGUCAGCACAGGCUCUCUGCCUUUACCUGGAGUAUCAGAGCUCAUCUCUCACACAUCGUCUCCACUCGAUACCUCAGGCCAGAGACGCAAGAUCACACGUCACCUCGAUAUUCUUCCUGAUCCGGCUCUUCACUGCGAGCUUCUGCAGCACUGGACGCUAAGUCUUUGUGACUCCUUGAACCCAGUACCUGGCCACUUGAACCCCUUGCGGAGCGCAAUGAUUCCCAUUGCUCUGGAAGGCAGCCGCACGGACUCGGAAAAGUCAACAGGCGCCACGGCAUUGUUUCAUUUCAUCUGUUCGGCGUCAGCAUUCCAUCUCGCAAAGAAGAGAGAAUGUGAAGAAUCGAAAGGCUCUCUUGAGAACGUUGCGUUAGAACACCACAAUAUCGGCAUUACUCAUCUGGCCAAAAACAUCCAACUUUCCAAAAAUGGUGCUGAUUGUGUAUCGCUGUUAGCAUCCAUCAUCUGCUGUAUCUACAAUGAGGCUGUGACGCUGCCGACGACAUUUUGGCGGCUACACUUCCGUGGCGCUGUUGAAUGGGUCAAUCAUAUUGAUCCGCAGGUUUGGCACAAAAGUGACGCAGCCUCAGGUCUAUACCAGAUGUUUCGGAGUAUGGCCACUGUCGUACAAGCGCAGUUACUUUUUGACCCCCAAGAGACCUCAUACUGGAAAUUUACCAACGACUUUGGACCGCAGCCUGAGCCGUAUACGCUGUAUGAGUCGUUUGGUCUUCCUCAGCCAGUAUAUGAAGGUCUCCGCGCGAUGAAUGCCCUUCAAAUGCGGAAACGGUCUUCUACUGAGAGUGAUCCUUCCCCAGAUGAGCUGGACCGAUUGGAGAUGGAACUUUAUCUAUCGGUACCUAAUAGACCAGAGACGGCAACGGCAAAAGACUAUGCCGAUCUGAUAUAUCAUCACGGCUGCAUCUUCUACUAUGCCGCUCUAAUUCACAUGAAACGCAAUUUGAAGGAAAUGCCAAUGGAUACGGUGCGUCCGCUUGUUGAGAAAUCACUCACCCAUAUUGAAGCUCUAUCUACAUGUACAAGUCAACGGUUUUCACCAAUGAUCUGGCCCGUUGCUAUCGUAGCAUUUGAGACAGGCGACAAGGGAAUGCAGCAGCGAAUGCUUCAUACUCUCGCAUUUUUCGAGGAGAGAUCAGAGCUAGCGAUCUGGUCACAAAUGACGCACCUAGUAAAAGAGCUCUGGGCGUUACGGAAGAGAGAGGGUGCUAACAUCAAAUGGCAUCAGACUGCACUGGGAAGUAUGAGUGAUAGCUUCAUGUUGCUAUGA
Fusarium tjaetaba is the source of this 1926-nucleotide messenger RNA. Its product is annotated as Arginine metabolism regulation II. Gene Ontology annotation, cellular component: nucleus. Gene Ontology annotation, biological process: positive regulation of transcription by RNA polymerase II. Bases 1 to 1926 code for a protein of 641 amino acids. Lineage: Eukaryota; Fungi; Ascomycota; Sordariomycetes; Hypocreales; Nectriaceae. The record is from RefSeq and is a predicted model, not a curated record. The transcript has a single exon. Gene Ontology annotation, molecular function: DNA-binding transcription factor activity, RNA polymerase II-specific; zinc ion binding; transcription cis-regulatory region binding.